Molecule: messenger RNA, 1886 nt
Organism: Carassius carassius (crucian carp)
Lineage: Eukaryota; Metazoa; Chordata; Actinopteri; Cypriniformes; Cyprinidae
Exons: 14
Coding region: 189-1697 (502 amino acids)
Biological process (GO): innate immune response; antibacterial humoral response
Cellular component (GO): extracellular region
Molecular function (GO): peptidase inhibitor activity
Source: RefSeq, a predicted model, not a curated record
CACAUUGUCCAGUGAGCGAUCGCAGGUUGAGAAGAUGAACGCUCUGGUGUGCUGCUCGUUGAUUGCUGUCUUGUUGUGUCUCUCUGUGUGCUUGAGCACAACAGAUGCCAAAAAACAUGCCAGAGUAAAACGAAACGCUCGUUUGUCACCAGAAAAGCCAGGAGUGUGUCCUGGAAACAAUCUUAAAGAUGAAAUAUCAAGAGUGUGUGUCGGGAUGUGUUCUCAUGACUGUGACUGUCCGAAUGAUGAGAAAUGCUGCCGCAAUAGAUCUAGAUAUUAGUGUAUGCCUCCAUAUAAAACAGAAAAGCCAGGAUCGUGUCCACAACCCAUUGGAUUUGGACUGUGUGUUGAGGAGUGUUCUGGUGACAGUAGCUGUCCAAACAAUCAGAAAUGCUGCAGCAAUGGAUGUGGACAUCAGUGUAUGGCUCCAUAUACAGCAGAAAAGCCAGGAUCGUGUCCACAACCCAUUGGAUUUGGACUGUGUGUUGAGGAGUGUUCUGGUGACAGUAGCUGUCCAAACAAUCAGAAAUGCUGCAGCAAUGGAUGUGGACAUCAGUGUAUGGCUCCAUAUACAGAAAAGCCAGGAGUGUGUCCUGGAAACAAUCUUAAAGAUGAAAUAUCAAGAGUGUGUGUCGGGAUGUGUUCUCAUGACUGUGACUGUCCGAAUGAUGAGAAAUGCUGCCGCAAUAGAUCUAGAUAUUAGUGUAUGCCUCCAUAUAAAACAGAAAAGCCAGGAUCGUGUCCACAACCCAUUGGAUUUGGACUGUGUGUUGAGGAGUGUUCUGGUGACAGUAGCUGUCCUAACAAUCAGAAAUGCUGCAGCAAUGGAUGUGGACAUCAGUGUAUGGCUCCAUAUACAGCAGAAAAGCCAGGAUCGUGUCCACAACCCAUUGGAUUUGGACUGUGUGUUGAGAAGUGUUCUGGUGACAGUAGCUGUCCAAACAAGCAGAAAUGCUGCAGCAAUGGAUGUGGACAUCAGUGUAUGGCUCCAUAUAGAGCAGAAAAGCCAGGAUCGUGUCCAAAACCCGUUGGAGCAGGACUGUGUUGAGAAGUGUUCUGGUGACAGUAGCUGUCCAAACAAUCAGAAAUGCUGCAGCAAUGGAUGUGGACAUCAGUGUAUGGCUCCAUAUAGAGUAAAGCCAGGCGUGUGUCCAAAAACAACUCCCAAAAUAAAAAGUGUUUGCACUGAGUUGUGUUCUCAUGAUGGUGACUGUCAGAAUGAUGAGAAAUGCUGCAGCAAUGGAUGUGGACCUCAGUGUACAUCUAUAUCUAAAGCAGUAAAGCCAGGAUCGUGUCUGAAACCUGUUGGACCUGGACUGUGUGUUGAGAAGUGUUCUGAUGAUGGUAGCUGUCCUAACAAUCAGAAAUGCUGCAGCAAUGGAUGUGGACAUCAGUGUAUGGCUCCAUAUACAGCAGAAAAGCCAGGAUCGUGUCCACAACCCAUUGGAUUUGGACUGUGUGUUGAGGAGUGUUCUGGUGACAGUAGCUGUCCUAACAAUCAGAAAUGCUGCAGCAAUGGAUGUGGACAUCAGUGUAUGGCUCCAUAUACAGCAGAAAAGCCAGGAGUGUGUCCAAUGACUUUUGCUAAAGAAGAAGGACCGUGUGAAGCGUUGUGUGUCAGUGACUUUGACUGUUCAGGAAAUGAGAAGUGCUGCAGCUCUAUAUGUGGAGGACGUAUAUGUACACCUGCAUUUUAAGUGAAGCCUGGUCUGUGUCUCAAACCAAAUGUGUGCUGAUAACUCUUCCAUGAUUAAUGUCCUUCCAGACAGAAGUGUCCCAGACACCGGUGGACAUGCAGAGAACACGACAAUUUAACCAUUGGAAAAAGCCACCCCCAAUGUUGUACUUAAGGUCUUUUUGUCCUCAAAUAAAUCUGUUUAAAGGUC